GUUUCAUGGAGCUUAAAUCUGUAUAUCUUUAGAGUUUGUAUCAAAAUCAUUCGAGUUCUAAACGCUGGCGCAGUAACAUUUAAUCGAAUCUAAACUUAAUAUCGCGUAGACGUUCAAAUUUUGCGAUCCGAUCAUUAAAAAGUAAACAAGUUUCGACACAUUCUACACAUCAGACGAAUUAAAAUGGAUGCUGCGACCAUAUCAUCAAUGCCCAACAACAAAUCAACGCCCAGUGGUGGCUUCUCUCUGUUGAACCUUGAAAAUCGCGUAUUUUGUUGUUUCUUACUAUGGACCAGUGUUUUGGUUGGCAAAAUGUUGUUGAUGUCUAUGCUAACGGCAUUGCAACGCUUCCGCAAUAAGAUUUUGGGUCUAAUGCCACACAGUCUUCUUAAAAAGGUAUUCCCGAACCAAGAGGAUCUGUUUUUCAAGAAUAUAGAAGUAGCUUUCAAUGAUCCACAUGUGGAAAGAGUUAGAAGAGCCCAUCGCAAUGAUAUGGAAAAUAUUUUACCCUAUUUCACCAUGGCUUUACUCUACAUUUGCACGGAUCCAAAUCCCACAAUUGCCUGCAAUCUGUUUCGCGUAGCCUCUGUGGCACGUAUUAUUCACACCUUGGUGUAUGCCUUCCGUCCUGUGCCACAACCUUCCAGAUUUUUAGCUUUCUUUGUCAUGUUCCUCAUUACCAUUUAUAUGGCAAUUGUUGUUGGUUUUGAAAAUUUGAAAUAUAUUUAAAUUAAAAGGCAUUUCAUUUAAA
Molecule: messenger RNA, 751 nt
Organism: Musca domestica (house fly)
Lineage: Eukaryota; Metazoa; Arthropoda; Insecta; Diptera; Muscidae
Product: microsomal glutathione S-transferase 1-like
Exons: 5
Coding region: 184-729 (181 amino acids)
Cellular component (GO): membrane
Source: RefSeq, a predicted model, not a curated record